AGCACGGCCGCGCGGAGUGAUUCGGCUGGGGCUACAUCCAGGCGCUGCCCCAUCACUUCGGCUUUCUUUCGCUGCUCAAGCUAAGAUUUAACCGGGGGUCGCGCUAUAGCCGUGGCUGCACAUAGAAACACUACAGUUACGUCCGUUUAGCUAAGCUAUAUUUACGUCGUCCGCAGCACUACAACCCAGUAAUCUUAAUUUGAGGUUUUUAAAUAGAAAUUUGUAAAUUAAAAAAAACAACGUAAAUAUGUCCUGGCAAGGCUACGUGGAUAACCUGAUGGCCGACGGCAGCUGCCAGGAUUCCGCCAUUGUUGGGUAUACUGACGCCAAAUACGUCUGGGCAGCACAAUCCGGCGGUACUUUUAACAAUAUAACGCCUCAAGAAAUUGAUGUCAUAGUAGGAAAAGAUCGUGAGGGUUUCUUCACCAGCGGUUUGACCCUUGGUCAGAAGAAGUGCUCCGUGAUCAGAGACAGCCUUCUAAUUGAUGGAGAUUGGACGAUGGACAUCAGGACAAAGAGUCAAACCGGAGAGCCAACAUACAAUGUUUCUGUAGGCAGAGCUGGCAGAGCGUUGGUUUUAGUCAUGGGAAAGCAAGGUGUCCAUGGUGGGCAACUCAACAAGAAAGCAUAUCUCAUGGCUGAGUACCUGAGGAAGUCUGGAUAUUAAGCAGCCUCCCUCCCAUCCAUCUAGCAACGCAUUAUCAUCCACCUAUUGUGUUGACAGUACUACCAGACGUAGUUGGUAGAUGCUUGUUUUUUCUCCUUCAGCCCCCCCCCCCCCCCCCCCCCACCCUCGUCAUCCUUUCCUCCCUUGUCUCCACCUUCAUUGAUACGCAUUAACACUGCCUACUCGACUCCAUUUUUCUGGCACUACUGUUGCACCGUGAUAAAAUAAGCAUGUUGAUGUGACAUUGCAAAAUAAAAAAGGUUGGAAAAAAAUUGAAAAACUUUGGGGAAACGGAGAAAAAAAAACUGAUUUAAAACCAGUUUGGGCGCUUUCUUAGGUAAACACAGACCUGACAAAGGAAGGUGCCGGUAGUACAAUCUUAAACUGAUCAAUCCCUUUUGAGCGAUUACCAAGCUCAUAUAGUCUUCCUUUUCUAGAACUUGUCUGGGAGGGAAAACUGCAUGCGUAUGUUUGCUUUCUGAAGUUUAUCUCCCAUUCCUUUGACAUCCCACCACACACACACUACUUCUACCAUCUCCUGAGCUGAAAUCUGUAUCAUUGCAGUGUUUUCCUGCCUGUUGGCAACACUCCAUCAUAAACCUUACUUCAAUAACCCCCCACCCCCCAUACAUACACUACUUCUACCAUCUCUCGAGCUGAAAUUUGUCAUUUCAGUUUUUUCCUACCUGUUGGCAACACUCCAUCAGAUGCUUUACUUCAGUAAACCCCCCACCACCCCACCACAUACACACAUACAGCCACACCCAGAGCUGCAUAAGUCUACAUGGGAUGCUUCUGCUGUUGAACAUUGUCUUAGUUACUUGUCAGGUUGCCACAUUAUUCAGAGUGUGACGGCAAACCAGCAUUGCUGUGACGCAGGUGUUUUACUCCCCAUGACCUUUUCUUUACAUCCCUGACUACAUCUCCAUGGACAUUCCACCGUUAUGAUAGCUCAGGCACUUAACCUUUGUUUGCCAGCUUCUGUAAUAUAAACUUUUUUUAUGUUGAAAGGCUGCCAUUUUGGACAAUUGAUGUAUCCCAACACAGCCAUCUGGAGUGUGUCCAGUUUUGAAUUUUUUUCAUAGGACCAAUUUUAUUUGCAGCUUGUGGGAUUUACAGAAUUACUCUAAGUGUAAAGGAUGACUACUAGUUUCAUCUGUUUUGCUGUCUACAGAACUCUAACUUUUAAUACUCUAAUCAAAAGAUGGUAAAGGAUACUACAAUUUUGAGUAAAACAGAUGGAAUAACGGUCUCCUUAUUUGUCAGCAAGUGUUGGAAAAAAUGUUUGAAAUGAAUUGCAUUUUGUUCUGUAAGCCCACACUGUGGAGAACAAAACUGUGGAAGAAAUUGCCUUGUGCUCUAGUCAUCUACUAAGAUGUGGAAUCAGUCUGUCAAAGUGCAGUACUAAAUGUUUAUGUCCAAUAAAAAGGAAAACGCCCAGAAUAGUAUAACUGUGUACACUUAAUGGGAGAUGGUAUUGGUUGGAAUAAGAACACUUGGUUGUCUUGUGGGAACUUGCUACACAAUCUGUCUUGUGCCAUAAUGUGGAGAGGUGAUCUGUUGCUAUUGUGAGAUGGAUUUAAACUGCUGUCCAGCAAGGAAUCAUUUGAAUAACACUUCCUUAGGGGGUAAUUUGGCAUAAGCUGAACAUUUUCAGGCCUUGUGGAAUAUGUACAGAUUAAAACAAAUCUUGUUGUUGUUUUAUGUUCUUUCCCUACACUUUCUUACAUCUUGGAUAGUCUAACUCGUCUGAUUCAAUAUGCAUUAAAAUGCCAUAAAUUGAUGACACCUUGUUUACAGACAGAUCAAAUAAAUUUAUUCCAGCCAGAUAA
Messenger RNA from Brienomyrus brachyistius, 2499 nucleotides. RefSeq names its product profilin 2a (gene pfn2a). Lineage: Eukaryota; Metazoa; Chordata; Actinopteri; Osteoglossiformes; Mormyridae. Bases 248 to 667 code for a protein of 139 amino acids. Gene Ontology annotation, biological process: actin cytoskeleton organization; positive regulation of actin filament bundle assembly; regulation of actin filament polymerization. The record is from RefSeq and is a predicted model, not a curated record. Gene Ontology annotation, cellular component: cytoplasm. Gene Ontology annotation, molecular function: actin binding. The transcript has 3 exons.